ACCUGGCAUGAAGAAGUCCUGGCAUGAGAACAUCACUCAGGACCUGAGGAAUCACCUAGUGCACAAGCUGGUUCAAGCCAUAUUCCCCAUCCCAGACCCUGCAGCACUGCAGGACAGACGCUUGGGGAACUUGGUUGCUUACGCACGUAGAGUUGAAGGGGAUUUAUAUGAGUCUGCCAACAGUAGGGAUGAAUAUUACCAUUUACUGGCCGAGAAGGUCUAUAAGAUCCAAAAGGAACUAGAAGAGAUGAGAAAGUCCAAACUGUCAAAGCCACUCACAAACACUCAGGAUCCUUAACAGUCUGAUUUCAUCAGUCCAAAGCUACAGGACCUGAACAAGCCAUCGGCCAACAAGUUAUUUUUGGACCAGAUCAGUCGUGUGUCACCCAGAAUGUAGAAGGACUGAGGGAUCUCAUUGGAGUUUAUAAUAGCAGUCAGUAUGUGCAGCUUCAUGAGCAUGAACAUACAUCUGUUAUUCUUGAUUUGUUAUUUCCAUGUUUAUUUCAUAGUUUUUCUCAUGUGUAUACAGGAAUAUUUACUCUAUUCUGUGUAUUACGUAUACUUACCAUUUCUGAUUGUUCUUUGCUCUUUACAUUCUGUUGUUGAAUGUUAAUGUCAAGUUAGAGGAAUAAGUGAAUGUCUCCACCUAAAGGUUUUCAGCGUCACCGGAUGAUGUUGUGAAGCAGUAAUUCUCUGUGGUCUUUGUAUGAUAUAACAACACUUUGUGCUGAAUUUGUGCUGCUCAAAUGAAGACAGACUGAGCAUUAAGAUAGACACAACUGACAUUAUUGAAUAAACUUAUUUUUACAAUCACUUAUGUUCUCCUGAUUCCUCCGUCAGCUGAGUUGACAUGACAAAGUUGACUGGUUUUGGAUUUCAAACAAAACUGAUAUUUAGACAUAUCUUUUGAUGGACAGAGAUCUGCUAAAGAGGCUGGCUGUUAAUUUUACUGUAAUCCUUGUAUUAAACAUUUGUUGGCAUUAA
Sinocyclocheilus anshuiensis is the source of this 984-nucleotide messenger RNA. RefSeq names its product CREB-binding protein-like. The record is from RefSeq and is a predicted model, not a curated record. Gene Ontology annotation, molecular function: chromatin DNA binding; histone acetyltransferase activity; transcription coactivator activity. Lineage: Eukaryota; Metazoa; Chordata; Actinopteri; Cypriniformes; Cyprinidae. Gene Ontology annotation, biological process: positive regulation of transcription by RNA polymerase II. Gene Ontology annotation, cellular component: histone acetyltransferase complex; transcription regulator complex. The transcript has 3 exons. The coding region runs from base 8 to 298 and encodes 96 amino acids.